Mus musculus (house mouse) is the source of this 2171-nucleotide messenger RNA. RefSeq names its product small integral membrane protein 17 (gene Smim17). The transcript has 4 exons. Bases 146 to 475 code for a protein of 109 amino acids. The record is from RefSeq and is marked validated. NCBI's taxonomy places the organism in Eukaryota, Metazoa, Chordata, Mammalia, Rodentia, Muridae.
AGUCCUUGCAGCUUCAGCUCUGCAGUGCCUGCAAGGGUCUGAUUGGGGAGGGUUUUGAAUCCUGUACCCGAGGAACCCUGCAGGACACUGGAACAGGAGAAGUAAAAGAAAGCCUGCCUUGGAAGCCACGCCUCCUCCUGAGGAGAUGCAGAGCCUCAGGACUGAGCAGACACAGGGACUACUGCCUCGGGACAGCAGGGCCUGGGAGAAGCCAUGCCACUCCACCUUCCCCAAGGACUGGGAGGCUGUGGAGGUUGGGGCCUCCAGCUGUGACAGUGAUGAGAAAGAUCUGUCCUCCCAAGAGACUGGGCUAUCUCAGGAAUGGAGCUCAGUAGAAGAAGAUGACGAGUCAGAGGACUCCCAGGGCUUUGUGGAGUGGUCCAAGGCUCCACAGCAAACAACCAUCGUGUUGGUAGUGUGUGUGCUGUUCUUAUUCUUGGUAUUAACUGGGAUGCCCAUGAUGCUUCACAUUUAACUAUCACAACAGCUGCUGUAUGGAGACAUGAGCCCUGUGUCACGUUAAGGAACUGUCCUGGCUAGAAACCAGGAAUGGAUACUGAGUAUUAAGAAAUGCUUUUCACACAUCCAUUGAAAGAUUUAUUUUUAAUUCUGAAUAUGUGUGUGUAUCUUUGCGUGUGUAUGUGCUAUUGUGAGUGCAGUGCCUGCGGAGGCCAGCAGAGGGAGUUUGAGCCCCUGAAGCUAAAGUUGUAGGCAAUUGUGAGCUGCCUUAAUGGGUGCUGGGAACAGAGCUCUGGUUCUCUACAAGAGCAGUAAGUACCCUUAAAUGCUGAGCUGUGUCUAUAGCUUCAUAAGUUUUUUUUCCCAUAAAACUUUUUAUUAAGAGGUUUCUGUACUUCUAAAAUUUAUUUAAAUGAAUAUAUAAUUGAUUAUAAAAACAUUAUUUUGUUUACUAUUGAGAAGUUUUGUAUACUGCUGGGCAAGAAAAAAAACCUGUGAAUUAAUUGGAAGACAUUCUGAAUUGGAAGACAUCUCUUCAGAGAAGCUGAAAAGUGUGCAACUUAGGAUCAAUGUUGAAACACCUCCCUAUUUUUUAAAAUUAUCAUUGUAUAAUUUAACAUUUUGCUUGCCUGUGUUUUUUUGUACCAUGUUUGCACCUGGUUCCUGUGGAGGCCAGAAGAAGGUGUUGGAUCUCUUAAAAUUGGAGUUACAGAUGGCUGUGAGCCACUAUGUGGGUGCUGGGAGCUGAACCUGGAUCUUUUGGAAGAGCAGCCAGUACUCUUAAAUGUGGAGCCAUCUUCCCAGCCCCAUUUUUCAUAACACCUUCAGUGUAUACAGUCUUUCCAUAUAGACUUCCUUUUCUUGCUAUUUUAUAUAAGGACACUUGCCUCUCUAUCUUGAUGUGUUAAGUUGGUGCUAUUUUUGUGAAGUUGUGGUCUCAUGGCUUAACUUGACAUCUUUGAGAGAUCUGAGUAAUUUUUUUUUUAUGCUUUUGAAUAAUUUCUGUAGCUUGAGAAGUAUCAGGUCCUUGGCAGAUUAAAAGAGUUUACUGUGGCUGGAGAGAUGGCUUCAUGGUUUAGAGUGCAUAUCACCCUUGCAGUUUGCUUCCUGGCAACCGUAUCAGGCAGCUCACAACUCCAGCUCCAGGGGCUCAGACUCCCCCUGCUGGCCUCCGGGGACAUUGCAUGCAUAUGUGCAUACCCACCCAUAGUCCUCCCCCCCAACACACAUAUAAUUAAAAAAUAAAUCUUAAUUUUUUUAAACAAAAGAAUUCACCAGUAAUCAAUUCUGAGAUUUGUGAGAGGGAAAUCUCAGAAGAUGAGAUGAUGUUUAGAAAGCAGUUUGAAUUAUUAUAUGCCAUUACUAUGACAAUUCUAUCUUGGUAGCUUAGGAAUACUUUUUUACUUCUUGGAUUCAUUUUGAUGAUUUAUAAUAAUCUUUUAUCCUCUAGAGAGUUCUUCAUUCUGUAGGUCUUUUGAGACUAUAAGCUUAAUUAUGAACACUAUUUUUAUAAUUAAACAAAAAGGUUCUCUGCAUUUUUUCCCAUCACUCUUUUCCUUUGAACUCGCCGUUGUGGCUUCCUUGUUAUUUAUUUGCUUUUACCAAACACUUAUCUGGCGUUUGUUACUGUCUUUCCAAAGAUCUAGUGUCUGGCUUUAUUUAUAUUUAUUUAUAAUUUAUAAAAUUAUAAAUAUCUGUAUUACUUCUUUUGU